Molecule: messenger RNA, 1434 nt
Organism: Chenopodium quinoa (quinoa)
Lineage: Eukaryota; Viridiplantae; Streptophyta; Magnoliopsida; Caryophyllales; Amaranthaceae
Product: vesicle-associated protein 1-1-like
Exons: 8
Coding region: 301-1017 (238 amino acids)
Biological process (GO): endoplasmic reticulum membrane organization
Cellular component (GO): plasma membrane; endoplasmic reticulum membrane
Source: RefSeq, a predicted model, not a curated record
AAAAAGUGUGGGAAAGGGAGAGAUGUGUAGCACGUUGUACAAUUGUGUGAGUAAUUAAAAUUAAAAUCUGCAAUUGAAAUCGAUCCAUCCUUGUCCUUGAUCUUUCAUUCAUUCCUUCCUUCCUUCCCAAAAUCAAACUGUCUUCCCACCUAAACUUAAUAAAUAAAAAGAAAAGAAAAAGGGGUUCCUUUAUUCCCCGGAAUCUCGAAUUCUCCGUCUCACCUUUGUAGAUUAGCGAUUACGAAACAAGGUGUAAUUCUGUAGCGCGGGUUUGAUCAUCGGAUCCGGUUGUGAUCGAAGAUGAGCACGGGCGAACUUCUGAAUAUCGAUCCUUUGGAACUCAAGUUUGAACUUGAGCUCAAGAAGCAGAUCUGCUCUUCUCUUAAUUUAACCAACAAGACCGAUAGCUAUGUUGCCUUCAAGGUUAAAACCACCAAUCCCAAGAAGUAUUGCGUUCGUCCUAACACCGGCGUAGUUUUGCCCCGAUCAACAUGUCAAGUUGUAGUUACUAUGCAAGCACUGAAGGAGCCCCCUUCUGAUAUGCAAUGCAAGGACAAAUUUCUCCUUCAGAGUGUUAUAGCUAAUCAUGGCACAACUGUUAAAGAUAUCACUCCAGAAAUGUUUAGCAAGGAGGCUGGACAUGUCGUCGAGGAGUGCAAAUUGAGAGUGCUUUACGUUCCCCCACGCCAACCGCCUUCGCCAGUUCCUGAAGGCUCUGAGGAAGGCAAUUCCCCUAGGGGUUCUGUUUCUGACAAUGCUCAUUUUAGUAAUUCCGAGUCUGCUGUUGCAUCAAGGACAUUUGCUGAAUCUCAUGACAAACCUACAGAGGCAAAAGCUCUUAUUGCAAAGCUGACCGAGGAGAAAAAUUCCGCAAUUCAUCAUAAUAACAAACUCAGACAGGAAUUGGAGCUUUUGAGGCGAGAAGCUAGCAAAAGCCAAGGUGGAGUUUCAUUUAUGCUUGUGAUAUUAAUUGGUUUGAUUGGAGUUAUUUUGGGUUAUAUCAUGAAGAAGGCAUGAGGAAGCUAGGAAUGACUGUUACCUUUUAUCCCGUUACUGUUACUGUAUUAUUUACACCAGUAAUUAGAGAAACGGAUACAGGUGAAUAGGUGAUGGUGCUAGCUAUCUAUGCAGAAAGGGAAAAAGGUUGUUUAGGCGUGUUCAUGUGUUUGUAGUUAACUGAUUCACUAGUAUUGAUAAACUUAUUGAGAUUUUUUUUGUUCCCAGGUUUGAGACCAUUGAUGUUUUUGUUGCAACAUCAUUCUUUGCUAAUUUAACAACUCUGUACUAUUCCUUUUUUAGCCUUUUGGUUCACCAUAACAGCUUAGUCAGUCAUAUUUGUGUACGUAUGAAAAGAGUUACCUGUUACGUGCUGUAUCUAGAGGGAUGUUUACCCCUCGUUAUUCAUUUAAUCUUCAUGAAGUCAAGAUUUAGAUA